UUAAGCCUUUUAGAGAGCAAGGCGGCAGGUGCAGAAGCGAGGGUCUCGCUGCACCGGGCUGUCCAGCUGAGGACUUCCAGCUGCCUGUGCCCCAGGUUGGCUCCGUGCUCUCUCCCAUGGCCACAGAAAGUGGCGAGGACUUGGCAGGGCCACGACCGGGCAGGCACCUGCCAUCGGGGAGGGGACCCUGUGAUGGUGGCUCCUCUGUGCCUCGGAGGGGACAGCGGGUGGCAGUGGCAACGUGGGCGCGCAGGGCUCUGCCCAGCACCUACCGACGGCUCUUGCCUGAUGGCCUGGAGCCUCAAAGCCAAAGAAAGCCAUCCACAUGCUGUGCUCGGACUGCCCUUUGCAUCUACCUACUGCUGCUGACGGUCGGCCAGGGGCUGCUGGCAUACAAAGUGUUUAAGAUGGAGGAGGAGAUGUUGAAACGUCAAGAAAAUAAUGCAUCAUAUGCAGAAGGGGUGCUGGGAAGAUCCUAUGCCAACAACCUUCUUUUGGAGGGGGACGUGAGACAUGAAGAAAACUGGAGGAGAAGCAUAGAAGAGGAAAUCAUCAUCAUUAAAAACAGCAAUGCAAACUUGGAGACGAUGAUGAGCAACAUCAGCCUGGUUGCAGGGCCUCCUGGACGCAAAGGAGAUCCUGGUCCACCAGGGCUACGGGGACCACCGGGGACUAAGGGAGACCGAGGAAUCCAAGGCUUACAGGGACUGCAGGGCACGAAGGGGAGUAAAGGAGAUCCUGGCCCUGCUGGCCCAAGUGGUGAACCUGGAGUAAGAGGAGAAAAAGGAGAGAUGGGGCUUGCAGGUGUCCAAGGACAAAAAGGUGAAACGGGCAAGAAGGGAGAUCCGGGGCCCCCUGGACCCGUGGGUCCUCAGGGAAAACAGGGAGACCAGGGGCUGCCAGGUUUCAAUGGCAGCGUGGGGGAGCCUGGACGUCCUGGACAGAAAGGAGAGGCAGGCUCAGCUGGAGAACAAGGCCCCCCGGGAGCUGCUGGCCCCAGCGGCAAACCUGGCCAGAAGGGGGAGAAGGGAGACCUCGGGCCCAGGGGUAGUCCAGGAAUGGCAGGCAAUGCGGGUCUCAAAGGUGAAAAGGGAGACAGCGGAUUAGCAGGUAUUCCAGGGCAAAAAGGAACAAAGGGAGACCAGGGCCCACAAGGCAGCCCAGGCCCAAUUGGUCAAAAAGGAAGCAAGGGAGAUCAUGGCAGUUCUGGUCUAAAAGGUGAACGAGGAGUAAAAGGAGAAAAAGGAGACCGCGGACUUACAGGUUCCCCAGGAAUGAAAGGCAGCAAAGGUGAACAGGGAUCAGGUCGCUUCAGCAACUACAUACGAAUCGUGGGUGGUGGCAGGAGGGGUCGCGUGGAAAUCCUUCACAACCAGUCCUGGGGAACGAUAUGUGAUGAUGGCUGGGACAUGCAAAGCGCCUCUGUGGUCUGCAAGAUGCUGGGAUACAGGUCUGCCACCGCUGCCUUCACUGCGGCAGAAGGCACUGGGCAAAUUUGGCUUGAUGACGUGAAUUGCAGUGGGAAUGAAGAGUCAAUUUAUGACUGCGCAAAAUCCAACUGGGGCACACACAACUGCUCCCACAGUGAGGAUGCAGGGGUGGAGUGUAUCUGAUGGGACCCAGGGCUGCCCCAGGAGCCACUGCCUGCCAAAGUGCUCUGCGGGGCUCCUCGUGUCCAUACCGUCAAACCAACUUCUGCAGGCUGCGCUUAUAACAUAUUUACUAAACAUGUUGACAGAGAAAGCUGAAUUUUCGAUGAAUCAAUAACAAUCACAAGACCUACGGAUAACCUGAGACAUCCCAGCUGUCACAAAACAACUGGAGCUCAGACACAUGAGUGAGUUCACAGCUUUGCCAGCUACCCGACAUCAGCCCACCUGUAGGAGCUCACACGCGUGUGCCCUCUCAGUCCGCAGCACAGGAGAGCUGCUCUGCUUGGGCUCAGUGCAGGGAGAGAGAACAGGACAAGCCUGAGGAAAGAAGCAGUUAUUGCAGCUUAGCUGGCCCAGUCCAUCUUCAUCACAGUGCAAUUGUGAACCUGAACCUAAAAGCCCCGGUAAAAUGCAAGUACCCAAGGCAGCAGGUGCUCAGAAAUCAUCAGGUGAUCUAUCUGGAGUGCAAAUACAAAGAUUCUCCAGAGGAGAUGAUGAUCAGAGGUUAAACUGCCACCAUCCAGGUGCCUUACCAUCCUGGUUUAGCACAGACCUGGUGUUUGACCUUGGCCAAGUCCCCUGCCUUCUCUGUCAGCAUUUCCCAUCCUGCCCCCAAGAACAAAACCCUUACCUUAUCUGGUGUGUAAAAGUAAGUGCUUUCAGAUCUUUAGAAAUUAGAUGAUCCACUAAAGUAAAGGGAUGAUGAAUAAAAGCAAUAAUGGGAAAGUACCAGCUAAUUAAACUUUCAGAGUGAAAAUAUGGUCCCAAACCAAAAGCUUCUGCCUUAAAGGGAAGUCUUACACAGGUCUGAGAUAACAGCUGAAAGGCUCCUCUUUAUUCUGUCCUAAAGCUUUUUCAUCAGCACUGGGCAUUUGGCAGGUGACAAGCAGCCUGUGUAUAAAUAGCUGUGCACAUUGCAGCACCCUGCUUGUAGACCUUAUUUUUAAAAUAUCAAAAAUGGGUGUAAGCAACCCCAUAUCUCUGCCUUAAUGUUAGUCAUAACUGCACUUUUUUACACAGUUUCAAAACUCAUUUUUGGUGCUCACAAAUCCAUACAUAACUGGAAAAAAAACAAGCAGUGCUGGUAAGAGCAGCAGACAAUGGGACAUCCAGGGAUGAUGUGAGUGAGGAGACCCAGCACCACGCAGUGCUGUCUGCAACAAUGCUGUUUUGACCUAGAGGAAAUGUUUGGUACAGGGUCUAAGGCCUCAGGAAAGUCUGGAAAAUCCCAGAAGUUUUCCACUAUGCACUCUGGCGCCUUUGACAGCAGAAAAACGAAUAGAGACAGUUAUCAGUCCUGGCUCCAGUUUAGAGGAGGCAAACAGCAUCUGCAACCUACAAUGGAUGAAACCUGACAAAUGACAAAUAUUGCAGAUUUGGUGGAAAUAGACAGUGGCUCAUCUGCAUGAGAAGAGGCAAGAGCUUUCUGUUCUGGUGAGGAGCCUGGUCAGCACUACCAGCACGCUCAGUAUCCACACUUAAGCUAGCAGCUUCUGCAGGCUCUCCCAUGGCACUGCUGAACCUGUGUGGGCUUCUUUUUUUUUUUUUUUUUUUUUUUUUUUUUUUUUUUUUUUGGUGACAGUAUGUAAAUGAAGCAUUGCUACUGUUAGAAAAUAAAGGAUUUAUA
Messenger RNA from Cygnus olor (mute swan), 3279 nucleotides. RefSeq names its product macrophage receptor with collagenous structure (gene MARCO). The record is from RefSeq and is a predicted model, not a curated record. Lineage: Eukaryota; Metazoa; Chordata; Aves; Anseriformes; Anatidae. Gene Ontology annotation, cellular component: membrane. The transcript has 15 exons. Bases 117 to 1613 code for a protein of 498 amino acids.